CGCGGAUAAGCAAGUCCGGAUGAUACCUGUGGGCUCCAUCCGCAGGCCGCUGCAGGGGGCCCGCAGCAACGAUCCCGAAAAGGUGGCUGCCCUGAUGCGCUCGAUACAAGAGAUCGGCCUCCAGGAGCCCAUAGACGUGCUGGAAGUUGAGGGGCAGAUUUGGGGCUUCUCUGGGUGCCACCGCUACGAGGCACACGUGCGGCUGGGGAGGGAGGAGAUCCUGUGCCGCGUGCGCAAGGCCACGCCGCAGGUGCUCAAGUUCCAUAUGAUGUAGGGCUGGCCCUGUGGUGUGGCGUUGGUGUACCAUGUUGUACUUGCGUGUACAUACCGGCAGAGCGUUUGUCAGCUGGCCCUUCAGCGUUGUCCUUCAGCUUUGCCUUGCAGAGAAUGUUCCACCCAGCCCCUGUGUAAAUGCUUUCACUGCUU
Messenger RNA from Chlorella variabilis, 426 nucleotides. RefSeq lists its product as hypothetical. Gene Ontology annotation, cellular component: cytoplasm. Gene Ontology annotation, molecular function: sulfiredoxin activity. Gene Ontology annotation, biological process: cellular response to oxidative stress. The transcript has 2 exons. The record is from RefSeq and is a predicted model, not a curated record. NCBI's taxonomy places the organism in Eukaryota, Viridiplantae, Chlorophyta, Trebouxiophyceae, Chlorellales, Chlorellaceae. The coding region runs from base 20 to 274 and encodes 84 amino acids.